GUACGGAGCGAGCAAACUGGGAAGUGGCACGUUUUCUGUUUAUGUGAAGCAAAGAUGGCAGAGAGCAGCCCCGUAGUAGUGAAGCGAUGCGAUUCUGCAUGUGUAUCUGCCGUGAGCAUGGAGGCUAUCUCAGCUCUGACGGAGCUGGAUGAUCUGGAGCGGGUCUACCAGCAGCUCUGCACCGAGGAGAAAAAGGUGGAGACUGAGCUGGAGAAGUUGGUUGGGCAGCAGGGGAACAUUGACACCAAGAUGCUCGCUCUUCAAAGGAUGGGGCCCAACCUGCAGCUGAUAGGAGGAGAUGCCAGUCAGCUGUCUGGCAUGAUUACAUUCACGUGCAGCCUGGCAGAGAAUGUCAGCAGCAAAGUCCGCCAGCUAGACCUGGCAAAGACCCGGCUUUAUAAGGUUAUCCAGCGGGCUGAUGACAUCCUGGACCUGAAGUUCUGUACAGACGGCGUUCAGACGGCGCUACACAAUGAGGACUAUGAACAGGCUGCCGCCCACAUCCACCGCUGCCUUUCUCUCGACCAAUCAGUCAUUGAGCUAAGUCGCCAAGGAGAAGAGAGCAGUGCUGUGGACGCUAGCCUGGCCAUGCUUCAAGAGGCAGAGCAGCGAUUGAAAGUCCUGGUUGUGGAGAGACUUGAGGAGGCUGUUACCAGGGGUGAUCUGGCGCAGGUGGAAAGAUUCUUUAAAAUCUUCCCUCUGCUUGGCCUCCACGAUCAAGGCCUGGCUCGCUUUGGCCAGUACCUCUGCAGCCAGCUGGCCUCUAAAGCAGAUGAGAACCUGCUCUUGGCUGUGGGAGGAGAGCUGGGAGAGAGGAGAGCUGCCCUGGUCUUUGCUGACACCCUGACUCUGCUGCUGGAGGGCAUAGCUCGUGUUGUGGAGACCCACCAGCCCAUCGUAGAGACGUACUACGGUCCAGGCUACCUGUAUACUCUCAUCACUCACCUGCAGCAGGAGUGUGACCGACAGGCCCAGAAAGUAGUUGACAAGUUCAUCCAACAGAGAGACUACCACAACAAGUUUCAAAUCGUCCAGAGCAGCAUGAUGAAGAGUGUGCCCACUGAGAGGAUUGAACCCAGGGAGCUGGAUCCUGUAUUACUGGAAGUCACUCUGAUGAAUGCCAGGUCGGAGCUUUACUUAAGAUUCCUGCGCCGUCGCAUGAUGGCCGACUUCGAGGUUGGGGAUGCUACGGCAACACCUGAUAUCGUCCAAGAGCACAAGCAUAAUGUGGAGAAACUGCUGAAACACUGCAUGCUGGGCCAGCUCAUGCAGGAGCUGAUUGGCUACUACAUUCCAAUGGAGGAGUACUACAUGAGGGAGACCGUCAGCAAGGCUGUAGCAAUGGAUACAUAUGAGAAGGGUCAGCUGAUGUCCAGCAUGGUGGAUGACUGUUUCUACAUUGUGAAGAAGUGCAUCAGCAGAGCCCUGUCCAGCUCCAGCAUUGACUGCCUGUGUGCCAUGAUCAACCACUCAACCUCAGUGCUAGAGUCUGACUUCAGGGAGGUGUUGUAUAAUAAGCUGAGGCAGGGCUUCCCUGCGACCACGCUGCAGGACAUCCAGCGUGGGGUGAGCAGUGCAGUGAGUCUGAUGCAGAGCAGCCUGCAGCAGGGCAAAUUCAACAACCUCGGCAUCGACAGCGCAGAGGUCGCCAAGGCUGCCUUCCUGGUGACUCUGAAUAAUGUGGAGGUGUGUAGUGAGAACAUCACCACUCUGAAGAGGAACCUGGAGAGUGAUUGCUCCAAGUUGUUCACUCAGGGGGCGGGAUCAGGAGAGCAAGCUAAGAUUGACAGCUGUCUGUCAGACAUGGUCAACACAUCCAGCAAGUUCAAGGAUCUCUUGCAGGAGGGCCUGACGGAGCUGAACACCACAGCCAUCAAGCCUCAGGUCAAACCGUGGAUCAGCAGCUUCCUGUCCAUCUCACACAACAUAGAGGAGGAGGAGUUUAAUGAGUACGAGGCCAACGACCCCUGGGUCCAGCAGCUCAUCGUCAAUCUCGAGCAGCUCAUGGCAGAGUUCAAGGCGGGGCUCUCUUCAGUUAUCUAUGACACACUGACCAGCCUCAUGACCAGUUUGGUCUCCAUGGAGAUGGAGAAGACCGUCCUGAAGUGCACCUUCAGCAGGCUGGGAGGGCUUCAGUUUGAUAAGGAGCUGCGUUCUCUGGUGGCCUACCUCACUACUGUCACCACCUGGACUAUUAGGGACAAGUUUGCUCGGCUGACUCAGAUGGCCACCAUCCUUAACCUGGAGCGGGUAACAGAGAUCCUGGAUUACUGGGGCCCGAACUCUGGUCCUCUAACGUGGCGUCUGACCCCAGCGGAGGUCCGGCAGGUUCUGGCGCUCCGCAUCGAUUUCCGCAGUGAGGACAUCAAGAGGCUCCGCCUCUAACUCUGCUACCCAGAGACUGUGCUGGUGCACAUGUUACAUGGGACUAGACUCAUGCUGAUUGGUCUUUGAGGAAAAAGAGGAAUGUGCAGGUGGAUCCCCUGAGAGGAAGUCCCUGCUGCUUCUGACCUCUGCUGGCAUCAUAGGAGGAGGAAGAGGUUGCCCCUAACUACAGAUACAGGGAUAGAUAUUUGUUUAACCCCCAAAUGGUUGCAGUUAGGUUUGAGGGUAGUGAGAUCUGAUCCUAGAUCUGUAGUUAAUGCUACUUCUAAUUCUAGCGGCCUCAUACAGCCAAUCAAAGCUAGGAGUAACAGCAGUAAUGGAACUAUGGGAUUGUGGAACAGUGGGAUUAUGGAUUUGAGCCCUUUGGCUUGGAUUAAUAAAUAUUAUGUAACAUAUUAAAUGUAAAAUAUUAAAGUGUUCUCUCGAA
Molecule: messenger RNA, 2812 nt
Organism: Oncorhynchus tshawytscha (Chinook salmon)
Lineage: Eukaryota; Metazoa; Chordata; Actinopteri; Salmoniformes; Salmonidae
Product: conserved oligomeric Golgi complex subunit 4
Exons: 19
Coding region: 55-2385 (776 amino acids)
Source: RefSeq, a predicted model, not a curated record